GCUGGUAAAAAACUAAAAAACAGGGUCGGAUUUUCACAAAAAUAUAUUCGGGUGGUUUUACGUUCUUUAAUUUAAAGAGAUAAAACAUAACACUAUUUAAAUAGUAGUGUGCAGGUAGUACUGCAUAAAAAAAAGGUUCGGUCACAUCAACCGGGUAAUUGAAUUACGAUUCUAUGGAAAUUGCAAUGAGUUGCAAUAUGAACUGAUGGAAUAAAAACUUCCUACGGAACGGUGUAAAACCAGUCGAAAACAUGUCAUCGAAAUGCAUAAGGAUGUUAUCGAAGAGCGCACUUUUUUAGCAGCUUUUUUUGAGCGUUGGACUAGCCCGCGCUCAUGAGCCACCUAGAAUUAUCAGCAAGUUUCGUGGCCUAAACACGGUACUCGACUGAAAAGGUCUCCAUUAAAUAUAUGACGAUUGUAUAAGAUACUAUUUUGCCUCGCUUCCUUCGCUCAUACGAUUAUAAUAUUUAAUUAUUUAUAAGUUGCACAAAUUUUCAGUUAUUUCCCGGGGUUGGCGCAUUAUCGUGCGGCAUAUCGAUGGCAAUAUACACUCGCAUAUAUGAUGAAAUCCUUCGGAAAGAGAUGUGGCGAUCGUCAUUUUCACACAUUGUGGAAUCGGAACAAAACAAUAUGACUGCAGCUUUGAUUUGGUCUGGGGCUAUAAUACUUGUCCUCGCUGUUUUUGGCUGCUGCGGGGCGACCUGUCAAAACAAGACAGUGCUUUGCAUUUAUUCCGCGCUUAUGGGGCUGCUCGCUGUGAUGGACUUCGGUUGGAUAUUAUGGCAGUAUUCAACAAGUAGAAAUAUGUUCACCAUCAAGCAUUCCUUCAGCCAUGAUUUUCAACUAGCUUUGCCGAUCGCUUUACUCGUCAUAACGACUGCAGCAACGACCCUGGGGUCCGUCCUGGCGGCCCAUGCUACUAGAGAAGCCAAAGAAGCAACAUUACAGCCGCCCCCUUACGAAAUGGAUCCUCCAGCGUAUCCACUUUGCGCCGAUUUUGACGUCACAAGGCGUCGAAGUGCCGUUAUCAUUGACAUAAUUUCAUAG
Molecule: messenger RNA, 1047 nt
Organism: Cydia pomonella (codling moth)
Lineage: Eukaryota; Metazoa; Arthropoda; Insecta; Lepidoptera; Tortricidae
Exons: 4
Coding region: 538-1047 (169 amino acids)
Cellular component (GO): membrane
Source: RefSeq, a predicted model, not a curated record